AUGCUGAAAAGGAUGACCCGUGCUAACACCAUCUUCUUCAGCCUUGUUCAGAUGCGCUCAGCCGAUAACUCCAACGAAGAUGACGAGGAAACCUCCCUCGGUGCGCAGCCUUGGACGAUUACCCAUUCCCUGUAUGCUACAAUGGGAGGUUUCGUCCUCGCAUCAAGCGACCGAGCAUCACUGCUAGCUCACGCAAUAUGUGCUCUCGCUCUGUAUUUCUUCUUCUGGUGGAACAAGCCUCUGGGUGUUGAUGAAGGAAGUCCCCUUCCGCCUGAGGCCAGUAGCCAGAUUGGUGCUUACUUGACGGCCUGCAUCAAGCUUGGCCGACGCUUUGAGUUUGGCCCCGUACGUGAUCGAAAAUUUGUGACAGAUUAUAGAGAUUUUUUACACAUUGAGUGGCCAGCUCAUGCGUCUGAAUCAGUUAGCAAUGGUUCUCAAUACUCUUCACUCGACAGCAUCGACUCUUUUGGAAGCGGAUCUGCGUCCGACAAUUCUCCGCAUCAAGACAAGAGAAUCCACGAGUUCUUCGUGGAGCGAUACCGCAGCGCCGACCAACCCGCAACCGGCGAAGAAGUGGCAUUGCUGAAGCUCGCCUCGAGCUUCGCACGUAAACACGGCAUCACUGGUGACCUGAAAAAGUGCCUCCACGAAGUCUGCUCGAAAGAUCUGCAUGAAAAACUACUCACAACACGAAUUCAAAAUCUUCCAAAAGACCACUUCAUCUACGGACCUCUGCCGACGCGCACAUACGGAACGCCGACACCUCAUCUUGGCUUCUGGGAAAGGCUGAAUCGAGGCAUCCUCAUGAACGGACUCAUCAUCACGAGCUGCUUUUACGGUGGCUUCCAUCUACUACGGCGUUGGAAUCACGAAUUCCGGACCAGCACCGAAGAGCUCCUCUGGAAGAUCUCUGCACUCACAAUUGCGACUUUUGGUAUUGCAUAUCUUGUCGGCAUUUAUCUCUUCGGCCGAGUCGACGAGGGUUUCUUCGAACGGCAUGACUAUGUGUAUUGCUGCUGCGCCGUCAGUCCCAACAUCCUUGUAACGCUGUUCUACAUCUUUUGCAGGGUGUACAUCAUCAUCGAAUGUCUCCUGGAUGUUUUCCAUCUCCCUGAGUCGGCAUUCAGAGUGCCGCAAUGGUCGCAGUACUUUCCACAUCUUUCUUGA
Molecule: messenger RNA, 1167 nt
Organism: Parastagonospora nodorum SN15
Lineage: Eukaryota; Fungi; Ascomycota; Dothideomycetes; Pleosporales; Phaeosphaeriaceae
Exons: 2
Coding region: 1-1167 (388 amino acids)
Source: RefSeq, a predicted model, not a curated record